AUGGAAGUCGACCUAAUCGCGACCCAAGCCCGCGCCGCCGUCGACAUCCUCACCGCGCAACUCCGCCACCUCGAGCAUGAACAAACCACACUCCUCACCUCGCUGCACCUAACCUGCAGCACUCUCUCCACCCUCCCCAACUACACCGCCAUCGCACCAACACUCUCACAGAUCCCGCACUACGAGAGCAAGCUCGCGCGGCUCAAGGCGGCGAUGGCGCAGCAGCAGCGGGACGUUGCGGAGCUGAAGCGGCGGGCGCUGGAGGCGGGGGCGCGGCGGCGUGCCAACUUGAAGAGGAUCGAGGAGGGGCGGAGGGGCGAGAGGGAGAGGGACAGAACGGUGUUGAGGGCGAGGGUGAUGGAUGAGAGGGAGGCUGCGGUGAGUGAGGGGGAGGGUGGGGCUGAGGGCGGGGAUGGAGCGGCUGAGGGCGCGGGGCGGGGGCGGGGACGGGGACGGGAGGUGGGGUAG
Morchella importuna is the source of this 468-nucleotide messenger RNA. RefSeq lists its product as uncharacterized. NCBI's taxonomy places the organism in Eukaryota, Fungi, Ascomycota, Pezizomycetes, Pezizales, Morchellaceae. Gene Ontology annotation, cellular component: transport vesicle; BLOC-1 complex; extrinsic component of membrane. The transcript is spliced from 2 exons. The record is from RefSeq and is a predicted model, not a curated record. Gene Ontology annotation, biological process: intracellular transport. The coding region runs from base 1 to 468 and encodes 155 amino acids.